AUGGCUGCGUUUUGUGCUUGCAGGCGCGUGCAUGUGCCGCCUGCUUGGGUUUCACCCUCACAACUCUCCCUCUUUCCCGCUGGCGAUUGUGCCUGUGCCACACACACUGCAAAGGAAAUGCCGCGGCUGCCGGUGUGGUUUGGCGGGGCCGCACUCGCCAGCGGCGGGUACUACGUCUUCUACCACCACUUCUACACCCCUCGCCACACGACGCGGCGGAGACACGAGUCGGCAGUUGAGGCGGAGAAGUUGAAGCUGCAGUCCGUCCUGCAGCGCUACGCCGUGUUGCGGCAAAUGGUACAAAAACUGCAGCAGAGCAGUGCAGCGGCGACGAACCGGGAGCGUCUGUACAUUUACUGUGAGCUGCAGCAGUUGCGGGAGGCGUUUUACACCCUCCCGAUGCGGGCGCAAUCCGCGUCGGAGAAGCAGAGCGUGCUGCAGGACCUCGACGCCGUGGAGGUGACACACUGCACGGCACUGAACUUUAGGGACGGGGCUCUGACGCUGCGGCAGAUGAUCACCUGCCAGUUCUGUUUUGGCCUCUACGUGGUCUGCUUCUGUCUGCUGGAUCCUGUCCUGCGACGGGUGCAGUGCGAGGCCGUGGAGCGGGCGCGGCGACGCGGGCUGCACGCCGUCUCACGGUGGAUGCUGCACCGCCUGCGUAUUCCUGUGACCAUGACGUUGGAGGACACGUUGCCCUGCAAAAAUGACCACAGCGACGGAGCGGAGGCGGCGUACAUCGUGUUCAGCCCGCAGCACUGGAUCGAAGUGGUAGGCUUCUGGGCGUGUCCGACCAACCCACUGCUGACAAACAUGCGCGUGCGGUGUCUGUCGGCUUGCGAUGCUGUUCCCUUCGAGCUGCACUGGCGCGGGCGCUGGGAACGCAUGCAGAAGGAGCUCCAGGACCCCGCCGCAGCGGUGGUGGGCGAGGCGGCGGUUAGAAGCCCGACGGUGCAGUCGUCGUUCGGCUACCCGCUCGCAACGCGUGUGGGGCGCGGGGAUGGGAGGUGUGACGGCGGCACGGACCCUGCGGACUCCACCACCGGCGCUGCCGCGCUGCGAUUGCUUCCAGUUGCCUCUGCCGGAAUGCCCCGUGUACUUUUUGUGGGUGACGCGGUGGCACGGAGCGACGUGCGCGCGCGGCCCACGCUGCACGAGGUGUACACAAACGUGCAGCAGCGACAAUUUGUCGUGAAGCACGACGUUGCUAAAGGAAGCAAAACUCAGAGUGACGCGGGCGGCCGUGACGCGGCGCUUGCGCAGCUGCGUGCCUGGCGGCAGCGCGGCGGUGUGCCGGUGUGGCACAGUGUGGAGUGGGGCUCCGUCUACGGCGAUGUGGGGCCUGCGGGAAACCGCGACCGGCGGGAGCUGGUCUUUCGUGUCGGUCGUCUUUGCUCCGCGCGGGAGUUGGUGAUGCGGCAGGUGGAGCUGCAGCAGCGUCUGCUGCAGCAGGCCGGGGGUGACGCAGAGGAGGUGUGUCUCCUUUGA
Molecule: messenger RNA, 1488 nt
Organism: Trypanosoma conorhini
Lineage: Eukaryota; Euglenozoa; Kinetoplastea; Trypanosomatida; Trypanosomatidae
Exons: 1
Coding region: 1-1488 (495 amino acids)
Source: RefSeq, a predicted model, not a curated record